Notothenia coriiceps (black rockcod) is the source of this 1203-nucleotide messenger RNA. RefSeq names its product FERM domain-containing protein 4B-like. Gene Ontology annotation, biological process: establishment of epithelial cell polarity. NCBI's taxonomy places the organism in Eukaryota, Metazoa, Chordata, Actinopteri, Perciformes, Nototheniidae. The record is from RefSeq and is a predicted model, not a curated record. The transcript is spliced from 12 exons. The coding region runs from base 154 to 1203 and encodes 349 amino acids. Gene Ontology annotation, molecular function: cytoskeletal protein binding. Gene Ontology annotation, cellular component: adherens junction; cytoskeleton; bicellular tight junction.
CUGACAUUACAUCAGCUCGGGGAAACAUAGUAAGGACACUGUGUGUGUGUGUCAGAGUACAUGCUCCUUUCAGCUUGAGCACAACAAAGUAGUCGGCACAUUUCUCUCGGUUCUGAGGCGUCAUCAGCAGCUGUAGGAAAAGGCAUUAAAACCAUGGCUGUGCGCAUCAUACGUGGGAUGGAAGACCUGGUGGCGUCGGGCAGUCAGCUUGUCUGGAGCAUGGCACAUCAGACACUGAGGAGCUGGUACAACAGCGGGCUGAUGCCCUGCAGGCGCUUCCUCGAUGCCUGGUUCACGAUUGGGAAAUGCUACCAGAUGACAGAGGGCCGUCAGUGUCAGGUUCACCUCCUCGAUGACAGGAAGCUGGAGCUGCUGGUUCAGCCCAAGCUGUUGUCCCGUGAGCUGUUAGAUUUGGUGGCUUCACAUUUUACCCUGAAGGAGAAGGAAUACUUUGGGUUGAGCUACAUAGAUGACACGGGCCAGAAUAACUGGCUCCAGCUGGAUCGUAAAGUCCUCGAUCAUGACUUCUCCAAGACUUCGGGCCCUUUGGAACUCAAAUUCCUCGUGAGAUUUUACAUUGAGAAGAUAACCUACUUGAAAGACAACGCAACAGUGGAGCUCUUCUUCCUGAACGCUAAAUCUUUAGUGUUCAAUGGGACCAUCGAAGUGGAGAGUGAAAAUGUUUUCAAGUUAGCCGCAUUCGCAUUGCAGGAGGCUAAAGGAGAAUACACAAGUACUGAGGCUGCCAGAUCUCACCUGAAGCAGUUCCCAGUUCUGCCCACCAGAGUGUUACAGGAGCACCCAUCCCUCAAUUACUGUGAGGACAAAGUCAUUGAACAUUACAAGAAGCUAAAGGGACUGACCAGAGGACAAGCCAUUGUGCAGUAUCUGGCGCUGGCGGAGUCCCUGCCAACAUACGGAGUCCAUUACUACCAAGUGAAGGACAAGCAAGGAUUACCGUGGUGGCUGGGCGUCAGCUACAAAGGCAUCGGACAGUACGACCUGCAGGAUAAACUCAAGCCAAGAAAGUACCGCGGCCCGGCACUCCGUCUGGGCCUGGCCAACUUUGGCUUGGGUCUGAUUUUCACUCAGAGUGGUUCCUCACAUGAGUGGUGCUGUAGAAACCACGUGUCUCCUCAGCAGGUGGGUGGUGAGGGAGCAGAUUCCCCUCCCGGGGUGUCAAAGCGGGCGAAAAACCUCUGA